AUGUCUAAAGAUUGGACCCACGUCUUCGCCCCGGGAGUUUCCCAAGCCUCCAUCACCUUCACCAACAUGCAACUCGAGGACCGAAUCGUCGGAGAAAUUCACAAUCGCUGCCCCUUCUCCGUGUUUGUGCGUCAAGCCAUCGCCGCAACCUCGUCUGGCGACGGAGCUCAGUGCGAGAACGGACCAAGCGAGUCUCCCGAAGUCGAGCUCCUACCGGUAUUGAUGUGGCAGACGCCGCACUCAGCUAGGAUGGAUCAAUGCGGUCACAGCAUCAAGGUUCCUCGUAAUGGUGGCGACGCCAACGUCUACCAGGUCGAGUACUCCAUCUCUGGUAUAAUCUCAGCGCAGAAGAUGGCACCCCGUUUCAAGACGUCGAGAGAUGGCUUGGUGCAGGGGUGA
This is a messenger RNA of Cucurbitaria berberidis CBS 394.84, 399 nucleotides long. RefSeq lists its product as uncharacterized. The record is from RefSeq and is a predicted model, not a curated record. Lineage: Eukaryota; Fungi; Ascomycota; Dothideomycetes; Pleosporales; Cucurbitariaceae. The transcript is spliced from 2 exons. The coding region runs from base 1 to 399 and encodes 132 amino acids.